This is a messenger RNA of Gossypium arboreum, 702 nucleotides long. RefSeq lists its product as uncharacterized. The transcript is spliced from 2 exons. The record is from RefSeq and is a predicted model, not a curated record. The coding region runs from base 155 to 550 and encodes 131 amino acids. Lineage: Eukaryota; Viridiplantae; Streptophyta; Magnoliopsida; Malvales; Malvaceae.
AAAUAUCGCCCAUUUAAUUCCAAUAUUUUAUUCUAGAAAGGCAGCGUUCCCUGUUCCCACUGGUUUGCCUAUGUUCAAAACCAAAACAAAAGCAUCAAUUUUCUCACCCGUUUUUCAACCUACAAAAGGGGGGGGUUGAUCUUUUCUUCUGAUCAUGGCUUCAAUGUUGAGCUCUCAAGGAAUGGUGCUUGCAACAGCUAUGGCAGUCUCAGGCACUGUAAUUCUUCUCGCUUUUCGAUAUCAGAAAUCUUUCCCUCUCCCCCAUCCUUCACAACAAGUUCUUCGCUCCUGCAUAUCUUCUGAAGGGAGGAAAAGGGAGAAGAAAAAGAAGAAGAAAGUGCACUUUGCAGAAGAUGUGAUGGAGCCCAGAGGCGAUGGAUUACAGUUGAAGAAUCACGUUAGAAUAUUUAGAAAUAAUUCUUCAUCAAAGUUGAAGAAAUUUGGUGGUGAUGGUGGUAAACAUGGAGGAGAAAUGCCUGCGAACAGAGUUGCUCUUUACAAUGGAAUUCUAAGGGAUCGUGGUGUUCAACGAUUGGCUUAUUCUUACUGAGAAAAAUGAAAGAAAGAUAGGGGUUUUUAAAAUUUUUAUUUCCUGUACAAUCAUAAUUGUUUUUCUUUUUAACUACAGUUUGUGCGAGUGUUCUGUAAUUUUGUAAUUAGUAUAGUAUUUUCUUUUGUAAAAGUUGUAUUGAUUAAGAAAAA